Molecule: messenger RNA, 2973 nt
Organism: Exophiala dermatitidis NIH/UT8656
Lineage: Eukaryota; Fungi; Ascomycota; Eurotiomycetes; Chaetothyriales; Herpotrichiellaceae
Exons: 1
Coding region: 1-2973 (990 amino acids)
Cellular component (GO): intracellular membrane-bounded organelle
Molecular function (GO): phosphatidylinositol binding
Source: RefSeq, a predicted model, not a curated record
AUGGAAGAAGUUCCUGACCACUCAGUGGCCGAAAGUGCUACUCCGGAUGCGCAAAGCCAAAGCCCCCCUAAGUCCACUCCGGCAACGACCGCACCUCCAGUUACAGCAGCCGCGGCGAUUGACGCUACGUUGAGAUUCUUCGCCAACGCGAGCAAUGAGACCUUGGGAGCAUGCGCGGCUGGUCUUUGCGCGUCUACCUACCUCGUUCUCGGUCGGGUCGGUCUCGUCUUGAUUGGCGCUGUUGGGGGUGUCGUUCUGCAUGCCACCUGGGAGAGUCAAUAUAGCGGCGAGUCGGACACUGCCGAGACACAUGGGAACCGCCGGAGAAAGGAGUUGGGUUUGGAGGUAGCACACCGGGUCCUUGGGUGGAGGGAAAAAUCACGAAAAGAAGAGGAAAAUGAGAACAGACUCAAGGCUGAUGCCGCUCCGAAAGCCUUGGACUUUUCCGACUUUGAGCCUGAAACAAGAAAAGCCCUGACAAGCCUGACCGAUGCUGUUAUAAGAGACUAUGUUGCCUGGUGGUACAGUCCACUCCUCCCGAAAGACCAACGCUUCCCUGCCGCUUGCAGAGAAACCCUGACGGCUUUCAUCGUCUCCCUGUCGAACCAUCUAUCCCGAAAACGGCCAGCAGAUCCCUUCUUGGACUUCUUUUCAAACUCGACGUCAAUUGUCAUCGUGUUUCUAAACGAACUCGGCUCGGCAUUGAAGGCAUCGCAGAACCAGGAUGCCCAGACAGCUAUCAAUACAUACCUACAAUACCAACCGGAGAGCAAUCUUGCCAACGUGCUAAGCAGAGAACAGCAAGCCCGUAAACUCAGCUUGGUGGCCGACGAUAUCUUGCAGAACUUUCUGGACUCGAAAUCUUAUGAUUGCCCUCCGGUCCGGACCUUCCUACAGGAGGUUCUAGCAGGCCUGGUGCUCGAAACCACCAUCGACAGUUGUUCCAAGCCGGAGUGGAUCAACGGCUGGAUUGUAUACUUGUUGCAGGAUGGCGAGCCUGAAAUCAUGAAUGUAAUCGACUCCGGGGUCGAGGACAUGAAUAGUGCAAUCUCGGAAGGGGACACAGAGGCCACUGCUCAGAAAUGUCAUAAUAGGAGGGUCAGCAGGGCGGAAGAGGCUAUGCAAGAGGCCAUGAGGGAGGCACAAAGGCUCAAUGAGAUGAUUGCAGAAGACGAUGCACGACGGAAACGCGGAUUGCCUCCCAGCGAGGUGGAGGACACUGGUUCUGUGGCCACGACUGAGCCAGGUCUUGCCACUCCCACUUCGUCCGAUAGCGAUCGAAACAGACGUGGGGAGCAAUCGAUGGAGUCUUCCCUUGUCUUCGACAUUGAUGGUAAUGUCGUCAAUUCUGGCGCUCCAAGUCCAGUCAGGGAAUCUGCUCCUCCCUUCACAAGCUUUGACCAACUACCGGAGGCUGUUCUUACACCGCCGCGGCCUGUGUCGAGCGCCCCGGGGCCCGUGGAAGCAAUGGUUGCCGUUCCGCUGACGUUACACAAUGCUUCCAUCACAAUCAUCGAUCUAGGUGAUGGUGACGAGAAGUCGGUCCUUAGGCAAAAGCCCACUGGCGAAUACUUGCUGCAGAUUGAGCCAGCUUCCCAGCGGUAUCCAGGAUGGAUGGUCACUAGGAGAUAUGCAGACUUUGAGCCUCUUCAUCACACGCUGACUACCAUUGCUCGCCUUUCGGGCGUCCCGGAGUUUGGACAGAAGUAUCCUGCGCUUCCCAGCUGGAAGGGCCAGACAAGUGCGUCCUUGCUGCACGACCUGGAGACAUACCUGCGCUUUUGUCUCGGUUUUGAACCACUGGCGGAGACUGAGGCCAUGAAGAAGUUCCUCGACAAGGAGACUGGGUUGCAAAAAGCGCCGGCCCAACCCAAGAAUGUUCUGGCGCAGGGUGGCGUGGCUCUGGAGAACGUUGGAAAGAAUUUCAUUAACGUACUGGGCCAGGGUGGAAAGAAUAUCGCUGGUGGUGGUAAGGCAGUGCUGGGUGGUGUGCAGGGUGUCUUCGGUGCUGUGGCGACUGGAGUGGGCGGUGCCCCCAAGAAAUUGAUGCCUGCUGCCCGGCCCUCUCAGCAAUUAUCAAGGACAAAUACCGGAUCAAGCACCCCUAGCUACCGACAAAGUCAAGAGCUGCCGAGACAAAGUACGGAGAGCUUCGAGAGCAGGCCGCCGCCGCUUCCGACCAGACCUAACCAGAGCCCCUCAAGGCAUCAACCGACACCCCGGACAUCGUCUAGUCUCGAUGAAUCAGUCCGUCAGUCGCAGGAAAUAGUGUCAAUGCCACCGCCACCGAGCACUAUCUCCGACGACUAUCAGCCCAGCCCAUUGCCGAAGCCCGAGACGCCUCCUCGGCCACGGCAAGACACGAUCACUGCGAAGCCAUCCACUCCCGCUCCGGCAGUCAAAGCAAGUAGCACAGAAACCCCCCCUCCUUCCACCAGUGCUCCGCGACUUCCUCCGAGGAAGGCCAAAAAGGAUGUUCCUAUCUCAGAGGAAGAGACACGCAUUCUGAUCGAGUUGAUAUUUGCCGUUUUGACCGAACUAUACUCGCUUUCCGGGGCAUGGGCCAUUCGAUUGUCGCUACUUGGUGCAGCGAGAACAUUCCUGCUGAGGCCGAAUAAUCCGCAGUUGGAGUCGAUCCGGACUCUCAUUCAGGAAAGUGUGAUUGACGCCAAUUUCACUGAUAGGGGCCGCGCAGCACACAUCAACAAACUACGUGAAAACGUGCUUCCGACUGAAGAAGAGCGGGCAAAGUGGCCGAAAGAGAUGACAGCGGAAGAGAAGGAGACCCUCCGUGUAAAAGCGAGGAAGUUGCUGGUCGAGCGCGGUAUGCCGCAAGCCCUGACAAGUGUGAUGGGAGCGGCUGCAAGCGGGGAUGCCCUGGGUAAGGUGUUUGAUUGUCUUCAACUCGAGCCCGUGGCACGGGGCUUAAUAUUCGCGCUGCUGUUGCAGGCCAUUCGAGCUGCAACACAAUGA